This is a messenger RNA of Mus pahari (shrew mouse), 4481 nucleotides long. It is a transcript of the gene Rybp, whose product is annotated as RING1 and YY1 binding protein. NCBI's taxonomy places the organism in Eukaryota, Metazoa, Chordata, Mammalia, Rodentia, Muridae. The record is from RefSeq and is a predicted model, not a curated record. The transcript is spliced from 5 exons. Gene Ontology annotation, cellular component: nucleus. Gene Ontology annotation, biological process: positive regulation of DNA-templated transcription. Gene Ontology annotation, molecular function: transcription coregulator activity; DNA binding. The coding region runs from base 182 to 868 and encodes 228 amino acids.
GUCCGGAGACUGGCGGCGGCAGCGGCGGCGGCGAAGGCGGCGGCGGCUGGAGCUCGAGCCCAGCAGCGGAGGGCGGGCGGGCGGCGCGGGAGGGCGGGGGCCGCUCCGCGACGCUGCGGACCGCGCUUCUCCUCUGAGCGGCGGCGCGCGCAGCUGUGGGGCGCCGGGGGCCAGCCCGUCCAUGACCAUGGGCGACAAGAAGAGCCCGACCAGGCCAAAAAGACAAGCGAAACCUGCCGCAGACGAAGGCUUUUGGGAUUGUAGCGUCUGCACCUUUAGGAACAGCGCCGAAGCCUUUAAAUGCAGCAUCUGCGAUGUGCGGAAAGGCACCUCCACCAGGAAACCUCGCAUCAAUUCUCAGCUGGUGGCACAGCAGGUGGCACAGCAGUACGCCACUCCACCUCCCCCUAAGAAGGAGAAGAAGGAGAAAGUCGAAAAGCCUGACAAAGAAAAGCCAGAGAAAGACAAGGACAUUAGCCCCAGUGUCACCAAGAAAAACACCAACAAGAAAACAAAACCAAAGUCUGAUAUUCUGAAAGAUCCUCCUAGUGAAGCUAACAGCAUACAAUCUGCUAACGCUACAACAAAGACCAGCGAAACAAACCACACCUCGAGGCCCCGGCUGAAGAAUGUGGACAGGAGCACCGCACAGCAGUUGGCAGUAACUGUGGGCAACGUCACCGUCAUUAUCACAGACUUUAAGGAAAAGACUCGCUCCUCCUCCACAUCCUCUUCCACAGUGACCUCCAGUGCAGGGUCAGAACAGCAGAACCAGAGCAGCUCGGGCUCAGAGAGCACAGACAAAGGCUCCUCCCGCUCCUCCACGCCAAAGGGCGACAUGUCAGCAGUAAAUGAUGAAUCUUUCUGAGAUUGCACAUGGAAUUGUGAAACUAUGAAUCAGGGUAUGAGAUUCAAACCCUCCACCUGCCCAUGCUGCUUGCACCCUGGAGAGUCUACUGUGGACGACCUUGUAGUGACGCUACCAGGAGAGGUUCUGCUUGCUGGGGGCAUCUGGCUACCAAGGAAUUUCGUACCCUGACAGUUACUCUUGACACUUUUAUGUAUUCCAUUGUUUUAUAUGAUUUUCCUAACAAUCAUUUAUAAUUGGAUGUGCUCCUGAAUCUACUUUUUAUAUAUAUAUAUAUAUAUAAAAAAAAAUCUGCUGUGCACAAUUUUCCAUGUACAUUACAACUGGUUUUGUUUCUGUUUUGUUGAAGAGGGUUGGGAGGGGGGAGGGAACUUUUAUUUAUUGUGUUCACAGACUCCAUCCUGUCAGCAUAUCCUCUUAAAUUUAGUUCUUUCUUCCAGCUAUACUCUGUACUAUCAGUUUUGAUAUAACUAUAUAUAUAAAUAUAAAAUUAUAUAUAAAGGGUUAUUUGAAACCAAUCCAUGGCAACGCUGGUGCUUGAUACACUGUGAAGUGAAUACAACAUUGAACAGUUGACACAGAUCUGGGACAGUCCCUUCUAUGAAAGUGCUGAAAUAUUAAAAUCAGUCUUACAUGAAGUAUGUUCCAACCUGCGUGGGAACUUGACUCUCUGAUCUGUCUUUAAGAGUACUGGAUAAUAUAAAAAAUAUAUUUUUUAAACAAUGUGAUCUCAAAUUUAAAGACUGCUCCAGAUAGCCUGCAUUUGCAAUGGGCUAAUCGGCAAAUGACAAGUGGUUCAGUUGGAGGGCUUUGACCAUUCGGAAGUAACAAGACUAGCUCCAGAAUGCCAAGUAUUCGUGUAAAUUAUGGUUACAUGUUAACAUUGCUGUUUUUAUUAAGCACUCAUGAAAAUAUGGUGUUCUGUAUCUCGAAUUCCGGCCCUUUUCCAGACCUCUGCUCACCCCGGAGGCAUAUCUAGCAGCUGUCUCUUAGUUCUAGGGUUGCGGUAGUGCAUUUUUGAAUCCACACACCCAGGGAAGCAGUCCCAGGUCUACUUUCCUUGUGGUAUUGCAGUUGUGGGUUUUGUGAUCAUGGCCUGUUUUGCUCCUCCACCCCUACCCCAUCCUCCAAAUCCUUACCCUACCAAUUCAGUUGUUGGUCUUUCUUCUUAAAACCUACUAUGGCUCAUCUUAUUAAACAAGGGUUGUCAACCUCACAUCCAGACCUGACUGACACAGAGAUCCUCCAGUCUCUGGAGUCAUUUCUUAGUUCCUUGUGUGGGAAAGGAUCGCAGGGGUACAUGGGCGGGUUGCAGGAAAGCUCACUUCCCAGGAGAGUGAAUGAACAGGUGUUCUUUGUUGACUGAACUCUGAAAGUUUUUCAUUUUUACCAUUUUAGGGGUGGGGGAUAGUCAAAGACCACUGAUAGUUUAUCACCCCGUCCCAUCCCAAGUCUGAGCGACUCUGCUUUGCUCUUAGAUUCAGGGUAUCUCUCCUACCUGACUUCACCUUCAUAGCCACCGAGUUUGUAGUGCUUGAGUCACGUUAAGCAUGGUGUUAACCUUCCUUUAGUUUGUCACACUCAAGGACUCAUUGGAGAGCGUGUAAGGAAGCACCAAAUCUUGGUGUUAAAAGAACCGGGUUUGCUUAAGAAUUUCUACGUGUGGAGGCAACAAGUUAAGAACAUAUUAACAGCUUGAAUUGAGUAGCCAACAGGAAUGGUUCCAUUCACAUUUACAUUAAAACCAGUCAUUUGAUGCGCCGGAGUCUGUCCACAAAGGCAGUGCUAUUUGUCAAUGGGCUCCUGUUCUCGACGCAUGGACAAUGCUCCCCUCUUUUUAAAACAGUGCUUGUGUCUGGGAUGCAAGCUGUACUUACCUUUUUAAAUACCUUUUUAAAGUAUUUAUUAAUGAACCAAAGGAAACCAGGUGCUUUCUGUAAGCAUCAGAAUAUAUAAUACAUAGUGAUUUGACUAUGAAUUUUAAAUCCACAUUUUAAUAUUAGUGGGGUAUUGCAAAGACAUUCCUUCUAAAGUUUUAAUAUUCCUUUUAUUAAGGGUCUCAGGGAGGGUUAAUUAGUCAGCCAUAUUUAUUUUCCAGAGGUGUAAGGAAUUGCUAAGUUUUUUAAUUAACUUUUUAAAAAAAUUAAAUGCCACCAAAUUCAUGUGGAUUGCACUGCUCUUUGAACCAGUAAGUGUUGGUAUGCACUUUGUUCAGAAACACUGUGUACUUUUUCAAAACGAGUUUCAUGUAAAGUGAUUGGACCCCCCUUAGAUUAGUGGAAAAGGCUGAUUUACCAGCUCCUCAUAGGCUACUAAUUCAUUCAUCGCUGGUGUCUUGGGUUUUCAGUUUUGCCUCCAUGAUAAAUUAAAGAAUGAGGAGAGGUGAAGGGAGGGAAGGGCCACUUCAGAACUAGUGGAGUGAACUUGCCUUGAGGUAGAAACUGCAGUGGUGGAGUCUAAGCAUUCAGAUGUCCCUGGCCGCCCUGUCUCGGCUGUCAUGGGCUGCGUUGGGGGAGAGAGGUGAUAGUGUCACACAAUGCCACCCUCAGGCAUGCACUCUGGAAAUGGAAUUCCUAUUAGCUUCCUGCAUUUACAGUUUGCCCUGCUAUAGUACUCCGUAGGUUAAAAACACUAGUGUAGCUUACAAAGAGACAUUAAGAGGACCAGAAAUACUUGGUAUUCGGUGGCACAGAAAGCAAGAUUAAAACAAGAAGCACAGUGUUAAGGCUUGCAAGUUUCCCGUGCAUUUAGUACAUGAUCUUUCACACUCGUGUGCACACAGCUGAGCUGACAUGCUCUGCCCGAGUCAUGCAGUUGGGAAGGGGGAAAAGACAUCUUGACACCCACGAGAAUACUUUAAUCAAAACCUUUCAGUUUGGAUCUGGAUACUUCAAAACAUUGGCAGACGCUUCUGUGAGUUUAGCUCCACUAAGAUGUCUCGCCUGCCUUAUUAAGACCAUUCUCAGUCUACAUUCUUAAGCUGCCGUAUCUUAAAUUAUUGAGAAUUUAUUAAUUGCUGAAUAUAUAAUAACCUUUGCUUGUAUGUUACCGAAAAUGGUUUAAGAGCCAACAUUUAGAGUGUGACAAUGGAGCUGAACAGUUUCUAACGCGCAAGCAGUUCUGUUCUUGUGUAUGACUUGUAACCUUAAUUUACUGUGUAAAGAUGGUUACAUUAUUUCCUUAGCUUUGUUUGUCGGAGACAGAUAGCGAAUGCUUGUUAAGUAUGUCAACAUAUUCUCCCCUCGUGAACUUUUGUUAAUGUCUUAUACGAGCUCUAUUUUCCAUUUGCCCAGAAAGAUGGCUUGUAUAACGCUUUGGAAGUUCCUGCUCCGUCCGUCUUAGAGCUGACAGUCUGUUAGGUUUGUUUUCUCUUCAUGCUAAAGUGUCAGUGGUUUUGUGAACUGGUCAGAAAUUCACAGGUCUUAAAUGUUUGGGGGAAAUUUAUAUUGGACACUGCUCUUUGUCUAGCAAAUAAAAGAUGUUAAUAUAUUCCUGUUAUUGGCAUGUGCACGACUGUUAUUAGAAGCCACUUUAUCAUUUUCCUGCUUUAAAUAGAAAUGUCUAUUUAUGAAUUCUGCUUGUAGUUUUUUCACAAAUAAAAUAGUAAAAUUUA